UGAACAGCAGGUAAAGUAAAUAAAGAAUAAUAUAAGCAAAGCAGAAGGCUACACAAAAAAUACAGAUAUACAAAAGUUUAAUAGUCAUACAAUACAGGACACUUGAAGGAAGCUCAAGGAAGCUGUGCGACAGGCAUUAAAGCUGUCAACAAUUUCGGGAUCAAGUUUAUCGUAGCCUACUAAGCAAAAUGAGUAACCAGGAAGUUUCCCAGAGCAAAACCAGUGGGGAUGUCACUGAUGAUGAGGCUUACUACAACCAAUUAUACGAAAGAGCUCAAUACAGGAAGUCAAAAUCUGCAAAGUGUGCCAAAAAAUUGGAGCAGAUGCAAGAAUCUAAGAUAAACAGAGUGAAAUCUGCAAAAGUUGUUCUCCCUUGGCAUCAUUAUGCAAGCAAGCACAACCAGAAAUUGGAGAGCAGGCUCAAAUCUUAUCACAUCAUAUCGGAUUGCGAGGACUUCUUCAGAAACGUUCAAGUGCCUAUUUCAGAUCUCAAGGACUUAAAUGUUGAGCUCAGGGUCCAACGUCUUGUGCGAAAAGUCGAGGAAAUCAAAGAAGUUCAAAACCAACUUGUGCGCCAAAAGGAUAAUGAUCUUUACAAAAUUCUUAACCCAGUUUAAUAACAAAAUAUUUUAUAUGCUUAAAUCUGUAUUUAUUAGCUUUAAGAUUGCAGUUCUUGGUCCAUUACAAAGAUAAAAAAAAAAUGUGCGGAGGAACUAUUACAGUCCACAAAUUAUAAAGAGUAUUUUUAACAUUGAAAUAAACUAAAUUUGCACAAUCAGCACAAUAUCUGCGCUUU
Messenger RNA from Neocloeon triangulifer, 796 nucleotides. RefSeq lists its product as uncharacterized. The transcript has 4 exons. The record is from RefSeq and is a predicted model, not a curated record. NCBI's taxonomy places the organism in Eukaryota, Metazoa, Arthropoda, Insecta, Ephemeroptera, Baetidae. Bases 189 to 617 code for a protein of 142 amino acids.